Molecule: messenger RNA, 273 nt
Organism: Didymodactylos carnosus
Lineage: Eukaryota; Metazoa; Rotifera; Eurotatoria; Philodinida; Philodinidae
Source: the annotation of a GenBank genome assembly
AUGCCGGAAGAUGUUCGGUAUUCGGUAAAAUCCGCAGCAGCCGUGCCAAAAAUCGGUUGCUCGGAAUCUGUGUCGGAAGAUGUCGGAAAAGAUCCGAUUCGACAUUUUCCGACUGAUGAAUCUGAUUUUGCUGGAUUGAUUCUUCUCUCUGUUUAUUUGAGAGAGUGGAAGGCACCACUAGCUAGGACGUGUACAACACGUCCGUUGAAAAAUAAAGUGCACACCACAGGAUCGGUCAGUUUUCGAUCACCGGAAAUUAACGAAUUCGACUAG